Molecule: messenger RNA, 1800 nt
Organism: Scedosporium apiospermum
Lineage: Eukaryota; Fungi; Ascomycota; Sordariomycetes; Microascales; Microascaceae
Exons: 9
Coding region: 1-1800 (599 amino acids)
Biological process (GO): amino acid transmembrane transport
Cellular component (GO): membrane
Molecular function (GO): L-amino acid transmembrane transporter activity
Source: RefSeq, a predicted model, not a curated record
AUGGUGUUCUCACAGCUCAAGUCCCGCUUCGGCGGGGCGGGGAAUACGCCACAGCAGCCCGCGUACCCGGCGGAAUCUGCCGGCGCUGAGGCUUCCGACUCCGAGGCGUCCGUUCUUCGGGACGGCGACUUCGCGUAUGUGAGAGCCAAGGGUGGGAACAACUCCCUUCCGUCGUAUCAGGAGGCUGUCGGUGCUCCGGUGGAGGGACACUCGCCGCUGGGAUACCAUGUGGGAUGGGCCACCGUCGUUUUUCUUAAUGUGAACCAGAUGAUCGGCACUGGUAUUUUCUCCACGCCCGGGACGAUUCUUAAGAGCACCGGAUCAAUCGGCCUUGCUCUCAUCUACUGGGUCAUCGGCUUCAUCAUGGCCGUCGCUGGAUUCGCGACAUACCUAGAGUUCGCCAGCUACUUCCCCAACCGCAGCGGUUCCGAAGUCGUCUACCUCGAGCAGGCAUACCCUCGUCCGAAACACUUCUUCCCCAUCGCCUUUGCCGUGCAGUCCGUGAUACUUUCGUUUAGUAGCAGCAAUGCCAUUGUGCUGUCUAGGUAUUUGUGGCGCAUCGCUGGGAAGACUCCAUCGGAUUGGCAGAUGAAGGGAGUUGCCAUCGCUGCCUAUACGCUCGCCGUAAUUUGUGUCAUUGCUCAUAACAAGUUCUCCCUCUGGGCCGUCAACGGCUUUGGCGUCAUCAAGCUCAUCACCCUCGUCUUCAUCAGCAUUACAGGCUUAGUUGUCCUCGGGAAGAAUGUCGACCACAUUCCCGACCCAAACGUCAACUUCCGAGACGCCUUUGCAGGAACGACAGACAACGGAAACGACUUAUCGAGCGCCCUGGUCAACAUCAUAUUCUCCUACAGUGGCUACGCGAAUGCGUUCAACGUCGUCAAUGAGAUUCAACGACCCAUUCCCGUCAUCAAAAGAUAUGGGCUAUUGUCCGUCUUGCUUGUAGCCAUCUUGUAUAUACUUUGCAACAUUGCGUACUUUUCAUCUGUCCCAAAGGAGGAGUUCGCCAAGUCCAAGGAAAUCGCGGCAGCGGUUUUCUUCAGGGCCGUAUUUCGGACAAAGGGUGCUGAGACGGCCUUGAAUGUCCUUGUGCUACUCAGCGCGUUCGGCAAUUUGUUGGCCGUCCUCAUUGGCCAGUCGCGUUUGAUUCGAGAGAUCGGAAGACAAGGUGUCCUUCCUUACCCCAAGUUUUGGGUCUCCACGAAGCCAUUUGGCACCCCGCUCGGCCCAUAUAUCCUCAAAUGGGUCAUGACUUUUGUGAUGAUCGUCGCGCCUCCAGCUGGAGACGCAUUCCAGUUCGUCGUCAGCCUCAAGGUUUACCCGGAAGCCAUCUUCCACAUCCUCCUUAGUGUUGGCCUCUACAUCGUACGCUACCGCCACAAACGCGUCGGUCACAAGCGGACAGACUUCCGCGCCUGGGACGUUCUGGUCAUCUUCUUUAUCCUCGUCCAGGUAUUCGUUGCAGUGAUGCCGUGGUGGCCGCCAAAGGGCGGACCGUAUGCCGGAGACGUGAGCUUCUGGUAUGCCACAUAUUGCGUUGUCGGAAUUGCCGUGUUGAUUUUAUGUGGCAUCUACUAUGUGAGCUGGAUCUACCUCAUCCCUCACUGGAAAGGGUACGCCAUCCGUGCUGAGGUUCUCGAUGUCGACAAUAAUGGGGCAACCACACAUCGUCUCGUGAAGGUUCCCAAUGCUGAGUUGCAACGAUGGGAUGCGGAACAUGAUGAUGCUGGGAAUUUGCGACAGAGGUCUGUCAGUGGCGAAUCUGAUAAAACCGAAGAGUCGGGAGAGAAGACGGUUUAG